Messenger RNA from Alternaria burnsii, 1143 nucleotides. RefSeq names its product wd40 repeat-like protein. The transcript is spliced from 2 exons. The record is from RefSeq and is a predicted model, not a curated record. Bases 1 to 1143 code for a protein of 380 amino acids. Lineage: Eukaryota; Fungi; Ascomycota; Dothideomycetes; Pleosporales; Pleosporaceae. Gene Ontology annotation, molecular function: protein binding.
AUGUCUUCGAUAAAAUCGCUUACGUCUUUCAAGCUUGACCUGCCUCCUAGUUGUAUUGAGUUCUUCCCGCUAAAUCCUCAAUAUGCGAUAGUCGGCACGUACAACCUCGAAAAACAGGAUGAGAAGGAAUCUGCGGGUAGUGCUCCGCACGAUGGAAAAGUGAGCGCCAAAAAUCAGCAGCGUAAUGGCAGUCUGAUAUUGGUACAAGUUGAUGGUGACAUCGUUAACAUCAUCCAAACCCUAUCUACGCCAUCAGCUAUCCUGGACAUCCAUUUCUUGACACAUGUUACUAGCUCCAACUUUGGUGUUGCGACAUCCACAGGGGCUUUUGCUAUCUAUGAGCUCCAGUCAUGGCAGCGAGACCCCAAGAUCGCCCACAUCAAGACCAUCCAGUACUUUCCAGAAAAUAUUCUCAUCACCGCUUUUACCUGGCACCCGGAAUCCUUCAUGGUCGGUAUGACGCUUUCGAAUGGGCAGGUGUGUCUCGGCGUAAUAGAUACGGAAGACGAAUCUGAUGCGCCGACGAAGAUGGAGGUCGCUUCACAUGACCUGGAAGCCUGGACUCUCGCUUUCCUACCAGAUGGCUCGGGCCUGCUGUCUGGCGGAGACGACAGCGCCCUUCGUUUUGCUGAGCUGUCGGAUGGCUCUGGAGGAAGCGUACCUUGGAUGGAUGGGAAGAUACAUGAUGCUGGCGUCACUGCUAUCCUCCCAGUGCAUCUUGAUAGUGAGGGUGGCUUGAUAGUGACCGGCAGCUACGACGAUCAUAUCCGGCUUCUUCAUGUACCCAUCUCUGGCCGUCGCCAGGUUCUUGCGGAAGCCAAUCUCGGUGGUGGCGUAUGGCGGCUAAAGCUGUUGGAGCGAAACCCCAAGCUGCCAGCGCAUCACGGCGUAGAGAAGUGGAGAUCAGAGCCACCGCCAGAGGCUAUCCUACUGCUUGUCAGUUGUAUGCAUGCUGGGACCAGGAUCGUAAGGCUUACCAAGAGCGCUUCCAAGGAUUGGCAAAUUGAAGUGCUGGCCAAGUUCGAGGAGCAUGAGAGCAUGAACUAUGGCAGCGACUCUCAACCAGACCUUAACAGUCAAGGCCAACGGACAUUCAUAUCUACGAGCUUCUACGAUCGUCUACUGUGUCUUUGGAGAUAUUAG